CUUGUCUAUACAACGUCAUGGGCGAUUCAAUAGACAUUUCGUCCUCAUCUGGACCCAUCACAGCAAAAGAACUCGACAGCAAAGGACGUACAACACCAACAGCAUGAGGGAUAGCGCGCAACUUAACGGUGGCAGCGCUUGACCCGGCAGUCAUAACAGCGCUUCCACCCAACAGCCAAGUUGUAUCAGUCAAAGAAAUGGUUGGCAAGAGCUCUUGGGCGACAACAUCGAGGAUCACGAUUCGCUUGCCAGAUGGGACGAAAGCAUACCUGUUUCAGAAGGCAGCUUGCGGGAAGACAGCGGGAGCAAUAAUGAAGGGAAGCUUCGAAGCCGACAUGGCUCUCUUUGCCUUCAUCCCGACACGCGUUCCUCGUCCGAUCGCACAAGGGGCAUAUGUCAACUCACCGAACACGCACUUCUACCUGUCCGAGUUUAUCAAGAUGCGGGAUAACAAGCUCCCUUGCCCUUCUUCCUGGGCCGCUGCUGUAUCUGAUCUACACCUGAACAGCAUGGGUUGGUCACCGACUGGGAAAUUUGGUUUACCAACGACCACACAUCUGGCCGAUGUCCCCGUCGACAACAGCUGGAAUGCUUCGUGGGAGAGCUUCUGGACCCAGCAAAUGAAGAGCCUGUUCAACCAAGAAGAGAGAGUUAAUGGCCGCAACGAGGAGGUAUCCGUCCUUCGGACAGCAUACCUAGAGAAGGUGAUUCCCAGAUACUUAAGGCCUCUGGAAGUUGAUGGAAGGUCCAUUACUCCUUGUCUCAUCCACUCUGACCUUUGGCCGGGAAACAUCAAGCCAAGGGCAGACACUGACGAGCUGUGUAUGUUUGACGCUUGCGCUUAUUGGGGCCAUAAUGAAGCCGAUCUAGCUAUCUGUAGGAACCCUCGCUACAAACUUGGCUAUCCGUGUGUACACGAGUAUCAAAAGAGGGUGCCUGUCUCCGAACCUGAGGCCGAUUUCGACGCUAGAAACGCCGUAUACGCCCUCAAGUAUCACGUCUUGCUGUCAGCCAUGCACAGGAACAAGAUAUUCAGAGACGUCUUGAUAGCUGAGCUACAGUCCUUGGUCGACCGCCUUGAUUAUGACACGGAACCAGAUCACGACCAGCCGUAACGCCUCUAGCAGAAACGACUACCAUACAAGUACAAAACGGUUGCGAGUUGACUGGCACAGUAGCCGACGAACAAACAUAAGCCUUCUCAUAUUCGCAUAUGGUUUUCUUGUCUGCUAUGUCAAUCAGCAAAAUACGAGCAACGGGACGGGGCCUUUGAGGGAACAUAUGGAGGCAGGUUGCGAGCCAGACAUCCUUUUCGGCCAUGUCGCCCCAUGUUUGAAUACCGAAUGUUUCUAUUCUCGUUUCGACAAGAGUUAUCUGGUGGUGUUGAGUCGUGUCAGGGUCCAAAUGCCUGAAGCUCGCUUGCCCGGGUGUCAUUGGUGGCAAACGUCAACCACACCAACAAUUGCUUCUCAACCACUACAGACCCCUGUACCGCCGGCAAUCCAGACUAUGACGUACGCCUGGCGCUUCACCAAGGGUCGAUUGGUAG
Messenger RNA from Neurospora tetraspora, 1549 nucleotides. RefSeq names its product Fructosamine/Ketosamine-3-kinase. Bases 198 to 1115 code for a protein of 305 amino acids. NCBI's taxonomy places the organism in Eukaryota, Fungi, Ascomycota, Sordariomycetes, Sordariales, Sordariaceae. The record is from RefSeq and is a predicted model, not a curated record. The transcript has 4 exons.